Verruconis gallopava is the source of this 1484-nucleotide messenger RNA. RefSeq lists its product as uncharacterized. Bases 507 to 1097 code for a protein of 196 amino acids. The transcript has a single exon. The record is from RefSeq and is a predicted model, not a curated record. Lineage: Eukaryota; Fungi; Ascomycota; Dothideomycetes; Venturiales; Sympoventuriaceae.
CUCAAAGUUACCGCUGCUCCGUUUCCCAUACGCGGCCUGUCCGUCACUCUGUAGCCGAUUUCUGUCCCUGCUAGCUGCUUGCGAUGUGAGUUUCGUGCGCUCAUAGCGCCCGGCCUCAGUCGCACUUCGCGUUCUCACCCGGCGAUGUCGUCAGCCUGACCAGUCCACUGCCACCUCUGAAAAGCGCCGGCUGCUCCUGGCCAGUCACAGCCUGUUCGCUUUGGCACCUCUGUACAACGCUUUUAUACUCGCACCGCCUUCUUUCAAUUCCUUCCGCGCACAACAACAGACAUCCAUACGAGCCAGCUACCGGGCAAUCUAUAAAUCUGCUUUGAAGAGGUCCCCUUCUGACGAGCCAUACUCUGAAUUUGCUAGCUUCCGUUUGCUCUUGCGUGCCCACUUUCUGUCUAAGCCACCGCGCUAUCGCUUGGGAGCUACAUAUCAAGGCGUUUCGCCCACCACAAAUCUGUGCCCUUCGAUCUUCCAAACCCAGCAAGUCCUCCACCAUGUCCGACUUUAAGACAGGCGAGACGAACGUGACUCCGUCCAACCCACAAGCGCCAGGCCUGUACGCGCUCCCCGCGGAUGCGAAAGCGCAAGCUUGCCUCCCGCCGGUAUGGCCUCAAAUACGCGGUCCCUCCGUCUUCCUUGCCGGUAGCAUUGAGAUGGGCAAGGCUGUUGACUGGCAGACCGAGCUCACUUCCGCGCUGGCGCACAUGCCCGUCACAAUCCUCAACCCGCGCCGUGUCGACUGGGACCAAGGCUGGGAGCAGGACAUCUCCAACAAGGAAUUCAAGGAGCAGGUCGACUGGGAGAUGGACCACUUGAACAAGGCAGAUGUCAUCGCGUUGUACUUCCAGCCGGGAACGUACAGUCCAAUCAGCUUGCUGGAGCUGGGCAUGCACGCCGCCGACUCAAGCAUCGACGGCAAGGGGAAGAAGCUGGUCGUGUGUUGUCCCGAAGGCUUCUGGCGUAGGGGCAAUGUUCAGAUCGUGUGCCACAGAUACGGCAUAGAGCUCGUGGAGACACGUGAGGAGCUUAUUGAGAAGGUCAAGGAGAAGCUGAAUGCUGCCCUCGCCUAUCAGAACUGGCGGUGAACGGCGUCGACCUUCUCUGCUCGAUCCAAGGCUCGAUUGGGGCCUGUGAUAUGGCGGUUUUCCUUCUACAGGUGGUAUGCUCCCGCAUUUCCGUGGCGUUGGGCGAAGAAUUCCCAAACUGAUACCCACGACAAACUACACUUCGGUCUCAAGAGGAUUCAUAGCACAGGACAUGUAGUUCAUGGGCUUGGUAAUAUGGAAAUCAUGCAAUAUUACAUUGAUAGGUGAAUGAAUGGUUUUGCAUGAUGUAAAUCUUGUGCAUCAGUACGGUACAGUAGAGUUGCAUCUCAGGUAUUGCGUGCCUACGAGUCCCUUGUUCUUGUCAACGUGCCAAAGGGGUAUUUUUUUUUACGUAGACUAUGACACCGGCUAACGUAGAGACAAACG